AUGUACUCUGGAUAUAACCCACCACCUCGACCUCAUUAUCACUCCAACACGCCCGAAUCACAUUAUGGGCGUCCGGCCUAUCCUCAGGCUCAACCAGGUUUUCAGCAGCCUUAUGGUCCGCCACCAGGAGCAGACCCUCAAUUGUGGCAGUGGUUUUCUAACGUAGACACGGAUCGAUCUGGAUCCAUAACGGUCACGGAACUACAAAGUGCUCUUGUUAAUGGAAACUGGACGAGAUUUGAUCUUGAUACCGUCAAAAUGUUGAUGGCGAUAUUUGACACAGAUAGAAGCGGAACGAUAAAUUACAAUGAGUUUGCUGGGCUUUGGAAAUACAUUACAGACUGGCAAAAUGUCUUCCGUCACUUCGACCGCGACAGAUCUGGGUCGAUCGAAGGAAGGGAACUGGCCGAAGCGCUCCAGAGCUUUGGAUAUAACUUGUCGCCUCAGCUUCUUUCACUUGUUGAACACAAAUAUUCUUCAGAGCCUGUUUCUGGCUACGGCCCUCCGCCUGGCAUUACCUUUGACCGCUUUGUACGGGCGUGUGUAUCGGUGAAAUCAUUGACCGAGGCCUUCCAGAGAGUUGAUACCGACCGCGAUGGCUGGGUACAGAUAAGUUAUGACCAGUUCAUGAACAUUGUGCUUAGCGCCCCUUGA
This is a messenger RNA of Psilocybe cubensis, 654 nucleotides long. RefSeq lists its product as uncharacterized. The transcript is spliced from 8 exons. Gene Ontology annotation, molecular function: calcium ion binding. The coding region runs from base 1 to 654 and encodes 217 amino acids. Lineage: Eukaryota; Fungi; Basidiomycota; Agaricomycetes; Agaricales; Agrocybaceae. The record is from RefSeq and is a predicted model, not a curated record.